Aspergillus ibericus CBS 121593 is the source of this 2032-nucleotide messenger RNA. Its product is annotated as putative lectin family integral membrane protein. The record is from RefSeq and is a predicted model, not a curated record. Gene Ontology annotation, cellular component: endoplasmic reticulum membrane; COPII-coated ER to Golgi transport vesicle; Golgi membrane. Gene Ontology annotation, molecular function: D-mannose binding. Lineage: Eukaryota; Fungi; Ascomycota; Eurotiomycetes; Eurotiales; Aspergillaceae. Gene Ontology annotation, biological process: endoplasmic reticulum to Golgi vesicle-mediated transport; Golgi organization; endoplasmic reticulum organization. The transcript is spliced from 7 exons. The coding region runs from base 402 to 1664 and encodes 420 amino acids.
GCCCGCUGACCCCCCAAUGGACUUGGCCUCGGACGUAGGAGUCCGUCACUCGGUCGUUCUCUCUAGCCUGGAAAUCCGUCAUCUGGUUGACUUCUCCCCCGCAACUGCUUCCAUUGCCCGGGAAAUCCGCUUCUGUGUGAUCGCCAUUGUGGUUGGGUGGACCACCUCGCGCGUUGUCUCCGCCUUGUUGAACCGAAGAUCUUCGUCGGACCAGUAACAAGAUACUACCGCUGGUUCAGAGCUUCGGCCUUCUUCUUUCUUUCUUUUGCCCCAGACACCUGAUAUCUCUUCUUAACCUGUGACGGCGUCUGCUGUGCUUUGGAUACAGAUCUUAGCCUUCCCUUGUUUGUUUGAAAGUAGUAACAGCAUUAUCUGCUUUGCGAGCCUCCAAUUGCAUAGACAUGAUGAAGAUCUCAGCUUCCCUCCUGUCCUUCGUUGCUGCUGCAACAGCGCAGUCAGUGAUUGAAGCCUCCAGCUUUGGCUUUGGCCAGACACUAUCCCCAAAUGCCGAUUCCAUUCCUGGGUGGCAGACUGGAGGAGAAUCACACUCCCCUGACAUCCUUUCUAACAAGAUAAUCCUGACACCGCCUUACCCAGGCAACACCAGAGGGUUUGCUUGGUCACAAACACCUGUCUCCCAGUUGGAAUGGACAGCAGAGUUCCAAUUCCGAGCAACUGGUCCUGAGAGAGGUGGAGGUAACCUCCAGCUCUGGUAUGCCAAAGACGGAAAAGAUAGAAUCGGCACAUCUAGUAUCUAUACUGUCAACCAGUUCGAUGGAUUUGCUCUUGUCAUUGACAGUCACGGCGGCAGAGGUGGUAGCGUCAGAGGUUUCCUCAACGAUGGCACGACGGAUUACAGCAGCCAGAGGAGCGUUGAUAGCUUGGCCUUUGGACACUGUGACUACCCUUACCGUAACCUGGGACGGCCCUCCACCGUCCGUCUAAAGUACACCAAGUCGGUCUUCGAGGUUACUGUCGAUGAUAAGCUGUGCUUCUCAACUGACAAGGUUAUCCUCCCGGCUGGCAAUGUCUUUGGUCUGACCGCAGCGACUCCCGAGAACCCCGAUUCUUUCGAGGUCUUCAAGUUCGUUCUUCAGUCCGCCGACUCCGGAGCAGGCAACACCGUGCCCGUGCAGCAGCAAAACACCAAUCAGCAGCCCAUUGCUGCCCAGCAACAGGCACAAGCCGUGCCCCAGCAGCAGCAGCAACAGGCGCCUGCAGUCGAUUCCGGUGCAACAUCCCAGCAGUUUGUCGAUCUAGGCAACCGUAUCCAAGGCGUCAACCAAGCUACCGACAACAUCCUUCGCGAACUCGGAAACCAGGGCACCAAGAGCGAAAAUCGCCAGGUCGAGCUCCUCCAGAAGUUCGCCAGCAAGGACCAGGUCGCUAGUCUGGACGCUAGACUGCAGAAGAUUGAACAGAUGUUGCAGGCUAUCCAGCGGGACCUGGAAGGCAAAGACUACCACAAGCGCUUCAACCAGCUGCAGGAGACCCUGCGCUCGUCUCAUCUCAGCUUGACGGAGAACCUCCUGGGAGUCGUUACCUCCUCCGCCCCUCGCAUGGGCUUCUUCAUCUGCCUGAUCAUCGCCUUCCAAGCUCUCCUGGCCGUCGCCUACAUCGUCUACAAGCGUCGUCGUGCGAACAUGCCCAAGAAGUUCCUCUGAGCUUCCCCUCUCUUCCUCUCAACUAUGACUGAACCCCCCCAACACACCACCCAACAACAACUUUCCCAACUUCCGCGGAAACGAUAUCACGAGACCUGGUAGCGCCGUUGUACGGUGUUCUUUUCGAGCCCCACCCUGUGUAACUCUGCCCAAUCUGUUUUAUAGUAGCUAACGUCGUUGUUGUCUUGUCUCGCAUUCCUUCUUUUGACCUGUCAUUGUAACUUGUACAUUUUCCACUUGAGCUGGCAAAUCAGUUAGUCAGUUUCCGGGCGCUAUCUAGAUGGGUUAGGAGAACCUUGUUGAUUCAUAUGCAAUAUGCUUUGCUAUCUUCACUAACCACAAUUUAGAUAAAACGAGCAAGUUCUAUC